Messenger RNA from Callorhinus ursinus (northern fur seal), 3211 nucleotides. RefSeq names its product histone deacetylase 10 (gene HDAC10). The record is from RefSeq and is a predicted model, not a curated record. Gene Ontology annotation, biological process: epigenetic regulation of gene expression. Gene Ontology annotation, molecular function: deacetylase activity. Lineage: Eukaryota; Metazoa; Chordata; Mammalia; Carnivora; Otariidae.
GGGUCGCAGGCCGCAGGGGGUAGGGCCUUGUGGGGGCCGCCGGCUGCAUUCCUCCCGCCGUAGAGGUCAUUCCUGCGCUUCUGGGGCACCGAGGAACGGGAUUGGUGGCACUCCCGCCCCAGGGCCCCGCCUCCAAGACCCCAAGUCCCCAGGACCUGCGCUCCCGGCCCCGCCUUCUAACAGGCCCGCCAUCCCCCACGGCCGGCCUCCCGAGGGCCCGUCCCCCUCAGAACACCGCUUUCGAGACCCCAGGGCCCGCCUCCGAUAAGCCCGCAGCUCGGGUAUUCCGGCUCGCGGCCCCGCCUCCAGAAGGCCCGCCCCCAGGGCCGGGGUGGCAGAGGCCCCGGGUUUCAGGCCUUUGGCUCCCGCAUGCCUCCUCUCUCUGGCCGUCUUGCUCUGGGUCUGUGUCCGCGCCGCCUCCUUUCCUUCCUUCCUUCUUUUUCUCCUCGUUCAGACCUCCGUGUUCGCCUUCCCCUCCGCUAGGCCUUCUGCCUUGCCUCGCCCCACACUUCGGCGACCCCUGUCCAGCGUCUCUGCCACCACCCUGACCCUUCGACUCUGCUCUUCGGCCAGGGUCUCUCUGGAGCUUCAGUCGGGCCCUGCCACUUCCUCACAGCUCGACGCGGCCUGGACGGGGGCUUUCCGGCCUGCGGCCUUGCUCCUGCGGGCCCUGGCCUCGCCGCCUCGCUCGCUGCUGUUCUCGAGCUCUGGCUAGGACGGGCCCCUGGCGGCGGCUGGGCCAUGAGGACCGCACUCGUGUACCAUGAGGAAAUGACAGCCGCCCGGCUGCUCUGGGAAGACCCUGAGUGUGAGAUCGAGCGUCCCGAGCGCCUGACCGCAGCCCUCGAGCGCCUGCAGCAGGGGGGCCUGGAGCAGAGGUGUCUACAGUUGGCAGCUCGAGAGGCCUCAGAGGCAGAGCUGGGCCUGGUACACAGCCCAGAGUACGUGUCCCUGUUGCGAGGAACCCAGGCCUUGGGUACAGAGGAAUUACAGGCUCUGUCUGGGCAGUACGAUGCUGUCUACUUUCAUCCGAGUACCUUCCACUGUGCCCGGUUGGCCGCGGGGGCCGCGCUGCAGCUGGUGGAUGCUGUGCUCACAGGAUCCGCGCACAAUGGGCUUGCCCUGGUGAGACCUCCUGGGCACCACAGCCAGAGGGCUGCUGCCAACGGGUUCUGCGUGUUCAACAACGUGGCCAUAGCAGCCAAACACGCCCAGCAGAAACACGGUCUGCAAAGGAUCCUCAUUGUCGACUGGGAUGUCCACCAUGGUCAGGGCAUCCAGUAUAUCUUUGAGGAUGAUCCCAGUGUGCUUUACUUCUCCUGGCACCGCUAUGAGCAUGGUUGCUUUUGGCCUUAUCUUCGAGAGUCAGAUGCAGAUGCCGUUGGGCUGGGGCAGGGCCGUGGCUUCACUGUCAACCUGCCCUGGAACCAGGUUGGGAUGGGAAAUGCUGACUAUAUGGCCGCCUUCCUGCAUGUGCUGCUCCCUGUGGCCUUUGAGUUUGACCCUCAGCUGGUGCUCAUCUCGGCAGGAUUUGACUCAGCAAUUGGGGAUCCUGAGGGGCAGAUGCAGGCCACGCCUGAGUGCUUCGCCCACCUCACGCAGCUGCUGCAGGUGCUGGCUGGCGGCCGGGUCUGUGCUGUGCUGGAGGUGACUGUGGCAGCAGGGAGGGCUCGCAGGCCAGGUGUCGAGGGAGGCUACCACCUGGAGUCACUGUCCCAGUCGGUGUGCAUGGUGGUGAAGGCGCUGCUGGGUGACCCUGCCCCGCCCCUGUCAGGGUCCAUGGUGCCUCAGCACAGUGCUCUGGAGUCCAUCCAGAGUGUCCGGGCAGCCCAGGCCCCUCACUGGACUAGCCUUCAGCAGCAAGGGCCGGCCCCCCUACUGGACCCCAGGACCUGCUCCCCAGAGGGGAGACGCCCACCUGUGUUGCCUGGGGGGCCCGAAUUCAAGGCAGCAGAGGCCCAGACCUCGGCUGUACUGAGGUCCCUCCUGGACCAGCCGCACCUCUACCCCACACCCCCUGUCCGCACAGCUGCCGCCCUGACAGCUCAGGAUGCUGCUCUGGUCCUACCCCCUGAUGUUCUCCGUCAAGAGGGGUCAGCCCCACAGGAGGAGACACAGGCCUGGGCUAGGCUCCACGAGGCUCUGGCCGAGGACACGGCUUUCAUUGCACUUGGAAAGGUCCUGCAUCUAUUGAACGGGAUCCUGGAUGGACAGGUGAGCGGUGGCAUCGCAACAACCCCAGCUGCAGCAGCCACCCUGGAGGUGGCCAUUCGGUGCGGCCUGUCCCACAGAGCCCAGAGGGUGCUCUGUGUGGCUGCGGGACAGCUGGAUCGGCCCCCAGACCUUGCCAGUGAUGGGAGGAAUCUGUGGCUGAACAUCAGAGGCAAAGAAGCGGCUGCCCUGUCCACGUUCCACGUGUCUGUGCCACUGCCAGGGACGACAGGUGGAUUCUUGAGCUGCAUCCUGGCCCUUGUGCUGCCCCUGGCCUAUGGCUUCCAGCCUGACCUGGUGCUGGUGGCACUGGGACCAGCCCAUGGCCUCCAGGACCCCCAAGCUGCACUCCUGGCUGCACUUCUACGGGGACCAGCGGGGGGCCGAAUCUUGGUCCUAGUGGAGCAGGAAUCCACAUCCCAGCUUGUGGGGGUCCUGGCCCGGGUGUUGCAUGGAGAGGCACCCCCCAGCCUGGGUCCCUUCUCCGUGGCUUCCCCCGAGGACCUGCAGGCCCUGAUACGCUUGAGAGGGCAGCUGGAAGCACAGUGGAAGAUGCUGCAGGUGGCCGCUCCUUCUUGAGUUCUGUGACCUGGUGGCUUGAAAUUGGCCAGGCUGGAAGUCUUUUCACCCCAGAAAUGACAAUACAAGUUAGUCCCCCAAGAGCCACUUAUUAAACAUUCGCCAGUACCCCACUGCCUGAGGCCUUUGUGCAGAGGGCCGGGCUAUGGAGUUGUCCAGGGCACUGGGUCAGGGACACUCUGUCCACGGCAGUGACCUGGAGCCCCCCUCCAGUGGCCCACCUCUUCACGGAUGGCCCCAUCCUCAUUUCCCACACUUCUAUUAACCUUAAAAAUAAAAGUUAUUUUACCAGCAAAAAUGGGUUUAUUCAGGAGUAGCAGAGAAUUGCAAUUUGGGACAAGUAGACUAUGGCAAAACCCUAGGCAAGUCCAACAAGCAAAGAGGAACGUUAUUUUAUGGAGAAGAAGGAAGAAGCUGGGAA